Messenger RNA from Hibiscus syriacus, 1635 nucleotides. RefSeq names its product dnaJ homolog subfamily C member 17-like. The transcript is spliced from 7 exons. The coding region runs from base 477 to 1361 and encodes 294 amino acids. NCBI's taxonomy places the organism in Eukaryota, Viridiplantae, Streptophyta, Magnoliopsida, Malvales, Malvaceae. Gene Ontology annotation, molecular function: RNA binding. The record is from RefSeq and is a predicted model, not a curated record.
CAACCGCUACUCUGUCCAAAGCAUCGUCUGUCUUUUCCUCUAAUUUUAUCCCAUUCUCAUUCCUCCGUUUCCUCCCCCGUCCCUGACCCCAACCCUCUUUUUCCUUAGUUCCCGACGGCCCGUGUUGUGUUCUCUGUUUUCGAUCCUACUGCGCAUCCCUCGUCUCCUCGUCCGGUGCCCAACGCAAGCCUCUAUUGCCUUCAAGUUUCCGACAGGCCAAGGAAUAUAAUCAGUGCCUGACGGAAGCCGCCUCUUGCUUUCUAGUUUCCGAUUGACCAGGGUAUUCAUAAGGUAAUUUUGAAACCCUAAACCUAAUUUGAAGAUUUCUUUCUACUCGAGUCUCGAAAUUACGAUUUAUUUGGUCUCUGCAUCAUUGUCUUUCUGCUAUAUUUGUUUUUAUGUUUUCGACCCUGAUGCUUGCCCCUCUCCUACUCCUCCGGUUUCCGAUUGACCAGGGAAUUAAGUAAGAUUCAGCUAUGGAAGUUGACCAUUACAGCAUUCUGGGUUUACCUUCAGGCGAGGAAGGAGCCAAUUUGACCACAAAAGAAAUUACCAAGGCUUAUAGAGAAAAAGCUCGUGCUCUUCAUCCUGAUAAACGAAAAGAUGAUCCAAAUGCCCAUGAAAACUUUAUAAAGCUCAAAUCCUCGUAUGAAAUUCUUGUUGACGACAAAGCUCGUAAGCUCUUUGAUGAUCUCCUCCGGGUGAAACAUGAACAGCAGCGUCGUUUUGCACAGCAAGACUCAAAACGAAGGAAAAUGAUGUCAGAUUUGGAAGAUAGAGAACGUGCUUCUUUUGCUCCGGAUCCUGAUGUAACGGCUAAAGAGGAAGAAGAGAGGAUUGCUAGGAAAUUAAAAGAGGAAAUUGCAAGGAUCCGUGCAAUGCACGCUAGUAAGGGUGCUGGUAUGCCUACAGGCUCAGGUUCGGGCUUGAAUCAAGACAAGGUUGGGAUAGAAGGGAAUAAUGAGGGUGGGGCUAGUGGGGAGUUGGAUAAAGAGAAGGUUUUAAAGGUUUCUUGGGAAAGAAUUGAGGAAGGUUAUACAGCAGAGAAGCUAAGGCAAUUGUUUUCCAGGUUUGGAGAAGUGGAGGAUAUUGUUAUCAAAAGCUCAAAGAAAAAAGGGUCUGCUCUAGUGGUCAUGGCUACUAAAGAAGCAGCUGUUGCUGCUACUGGAAGCGUUACUGGGGUUCUACACAAUCCAUUGCUGGUUGUGCCUCUUAAACCGGCAAUUGCUGCAGAAUUUCCUGCUCCCCAGAAGGCCGAGGAACAAGAUCGUUUCAGUAAUCUGGUUGGGGCUGGUUUCCAAGCUUUUGAAGAUUCUGUUUUAUCCAAACUGAAAAAGGCUGCCGAAAAACAACAGAAGUGAUGUAGAAAAGGCCUUGAAGAUAAUGUUUAAAAUCACAUUUUAACUAUACAUGCAGCAACAGUGAUGGACUAGGGGAAUGACCAGAGAUGGAUGAGGGAGAACAUAGGAAUUUUUUUUUGUAACAGUGAUGGACUAGGGGAAUGACCAGAGAUAGAUGAGGGAGAACAUAGGGAUUUAUUUUUGUGAUAACAUAGAAAAAUUUCAAAUUAUCAUAUAUUUUACCUAUUAUACUGUAUAACAUGUAGGGAGGCUAAAUUUUUUGAAUAAUGCGGUG